AUGUCCCUAUUUACAUUUUCUCCAAUUGAAUUGGCUAGAGUGGACCGAAUUCAAUUCGGUAUCUUGAAUCCAGAAGUGACUGAGAAGAUGAGUGUAUGUGAAGUACUCCAUGCGGAAACAUUUGAAAAAGGAAAACCAAAGGAAGGAGGAUUAAUGGAUCUUCGUAUGGGUACCAUUGAUCCCUCUCUUACUUGUCUAACAUGUGGAGGUAAUUCGACAGAAUGUCCUGGUCACUUUGGACAUGUGAGAAUCCAUCCUGUGUUCAAUGUACUCUUUCUCAACACAACUAUCAAAGUGCUGCAAAGUGUUUGUUAUCACUGUGGUAAACUUUUGGCAGACAAGAAUACACAUGCCUUCAAAAAGGCCUCCAAAUAUCAAAAUAGACGUAAAAGAUUCAAGGAAGUGAUAGAUUUAUGUCGAAAGGAUAAGUGCGUUGUAGGCACAGUUGGACCUACUGACGCAAAUCAACAAGCUCAAGGAGGUGAUGGACUUGUACAAGAUCCUACCACUGCCGAAUUGACAUUCCAACCUCGAAAUGGUUGUGGAGGCAUUCAACCUAAGAUAUCUAGAGAUGGCUUGAAAAUUUUUGCAGAAUUCAAGAAGGAUUCUGCCGAGGGACCAAACAAACAAGAACUUACAAAGCAAGAACUCACUGCCGAACGUGUACUUCAAAUCUUUAAGAGAAUAUCUAAUGAGGAUUUGGAAUUAUUGGGAUUUGACAGAGACAAUUCUCGUCCUGAGUGGAUGAUUAUUACGUGUCUCCCAGUUCCACCACCACAAGUUCGUCCUAGCGUGCACCACGGUUCAGGAGAUCGUUCUGAAGACGAUCUUACUCACAAACUUGCUGAUAUCAUCAAGGCAAAUGCAGCACUUCAAAGAAGUGAAAAAUCUGGUACACCACAACAUCAAAUGGAAGAAAUGGUUAGAAUGCUGCAAUAUCAUUGUGCUACAUAUGCAAAUAACGAAUUUCCUGGUAUUCCAACUUCGACCACUAAAAGUGGAAGACCUUUGAAAUCAAUCAGACAAAGAUUGAAGGGAAAGGAAGGUCGUGUUAGAGGAAAUUUGAUGGGUAAACGUGUAGACUUUAGCGCCAGAACCGUCAUUACCCCAGAUCCAACAAUUGAUAUUGAUCAAGUCGGUGUUCCUCGUUCUGUUGCUUCAAACAUGACCGUUCCAGAAAUUGUUACACCAUUCAAUUUUGAGAGAUUGAAUGAAUUGGUGAUUAAUGGUCCUUUGACUUACCCUGGAGCAAAAUAUGUCAUUCGUGAAGACGGUACACGAAUUGACUUGAGAUUUGCCUCAGGAAAAGCAAACGAUCAAAUUCAGUUGGAAUAUGGUUACAAAGUUGAGCGUCACUUGCAAGAUGGUGACGUUAUUCUCUUCAACAGACAGCCAUCCCUUCACAAAAUGUCUAUGAUGGGUCACAGAAUUAAGGUCAUGCCUUACAGUACUUUCAGAAUGAAUUUGUCUGUCACUACACCAUACAACGCUGACUUUGACGGUGAUGAAAUGAACUUGCACGUACCUCAAUCAUUGCAAACCAAAGCCGAAUUACUCGAGUUGAUGAUGGUCCCAAGAAAUAUCAUUACACCACAAAGUAACAGACCAGUCAUUGCUCUUGUGCAAGAUACAUUGUUGGCUUCUUCAAAACUUACUCGUCGUGAUGUUUUUAUUGAAAAGGAUGUCAUGAUGAAUUGUCUCAUGCACUUGUUAGACUUUGAUGGUAAAUUACCAGUUCCAGCUAUCAUGAAACCAAAACAAUUGUGGACAGGUAAACAAUUGUUCAGUUUAUUGUUGCCAAAGGUCAACUUGGAAAAUACUUCAUCCACACACGAAGACCUUACUGAAGGAAAAGAUCACUUGGAUUCAGACUUGCCAGAAUUCGACACAAAAGUGUUGAUUGACAGAGGUGAAUUGGUUUCUGGUAUUCUCGAUAAAAAGUCUUUGGGUUCCUCCCAUGGUUCUUUGAUUCACAUCAUUGUGAAUGAAAAGGGUCACAAUGAAGGAAGAAAGUUUUUGGGUGCUUGUCAAAGAGUCAUUAACCACUGGUUAUUGCAACGUGGUUUCAGUAUUGGUAUUGGAGAUACCAUUGCCGACAAAGCAACCAUGGAACAAAUCGAAGAAACCAUUAGAAAGGCCGAAAAAGACGUCAAGAAUAUUGUUAAAGAUGCACAAGAAGGAAAACUCAGAGCAGAAGCAGGUAGAACCAUUCAACAAUCUUUCGAAAAUCAAGUUAACAAGGUUUUGAACAAGGCUCGUGAAGAUGCCGGUAACAAGGCUAAAAAGUCUCUCAAGGACGACAACAACAUCAAGUCCAUGGUGACUGCUGGUUCAAAGGGUUCUUACAUUAACAUUUCACAAAUUAUUGCUUGUGUUGGUCAGCAAAACGUUGAGGGUAAACGUAUUCCAUACGGUUUCCGUAAUAGAACAUUGCCUCACUUCUCACAAGACGAUCAUGGCCCAGAAAGUCGUGGUUUCGUUGCCAACUCAUAUCUCAGAGGUCUUACUCCUCAAGAAUUCUUCUUCCACACUAUGGGAGGUCGUGAGGGUUUGAUCGAUACUGCUGUCAAGACAUCAGAAACUGGUUAUAUUCAAAGAAGAUUAAUCAAGGCUAUGGAAGACAUUAUGGUCAAAUAUGAUGGUACAGUUCGUGACGCUCAAGGAAAUGUCGUCCAAUUCUUGUACGGAGAAGACGGAAUGGAUGCUCACAAGGUUGAAUCACAGAGCAUUGACAUGAUGAACUUGAGUGAUAACAAAUUUGUUGACAAGUUUUGGUACCCAUCUCUUGGUCCAGCUCCAACUUACACUCCUGGCUCCGAAUCAUUGGCAUCGUCAGCAAUUACAAUGCCAUUAGGUGGUAUCAAUAAGGAACCUUUUGUUUCUCAAAAGAUUUAUGAAGAGAUUUUGAGAGAACCAGAACAAUUUUUGAAAGAAAUUCGUGAUGAGUACAAACAAUUGUUGUUGGAUAGAGCUGUUUUGAGAACUGAAAUUUUCCCAUCAGGUGAAACCAAGGUUGUCAUGCCUGUAAACUUGAGACGUCUCAUUAAGAAUGCUCAAAAAGAAUUUGGUAUUCACCCAAGUGCUGGAAAAGUUAGCGACUUGAACCCAAUUUACGUUGCUAAAAGUAUCAGAAAGCUAUGCGAAGAAUUGGUGGUCAUUAAGGGUACUGAUAAGCUUUCCAAAGAGGCUCAGGAAAAUGCAACUCUGCUUUUCAGCAUUUUAGUUAGAUGUACAUUUGCUUCAAAGAUUGUUUUGAAAGAGUUGUGCCUCAAUAAGGAAGCUUUUGACUUCAUUCUUGGUGAAAUUAAGAUGAGAUUCCACAAUUGUCUUGCUCAGCCUGGUGAAAUGGUGGGAUCUGUUGCUGCUCAAUCUAUCGGUGAACCUGCAACUCAAAUGACUUUGAACACUUUCCACUUUGCUGGUGUGUCUUCAAAGAACGUUACAUUGGGUGUUCCUCGUUUGAAGGAAUUGUUGAACGUUGCAAAGAAUAUCAAAACUCCAGGUUUAACAAUUUAUUUAAAGUCAGAUAUUCUUCACGAUAUGGAGCAAGCCAAACAUGUAAAGGAUGACUUGGAAUAUACAACAUUGGGUCAUGUCACUUCAUCUACACAAAUUGUCUAUGAUCCAGAACCAUAUGAAUCAGUCAUUGAAGAAGAUAGAGAAUUUAUCAGAGAAUUGAUCGAUGAAAAUAAGGAUCAAAAAUUAGAUUCCACCACACUCAAUCCAUGGGCUCUCAGAUUUGAAUUGGACAAGAUGAUGAUGAGUGAAAUGACCAUGUCACAAGUUGCAAGAAAAAUCAAGGAAGAAUUCCAAAACGACAUUACAUGCUUCUACUCUGACGAUAACGCUGAUCACUUGAUUUUGAUUGUUCGUAUUCACAAGGAUGAAAAGGAAAGAGAGAAGGAUGAACAACUCAAGAAUCCAACUGCAGAGACGAUUCAAAAAAUUGAAGAGGAGGACAUGGAAAAUAGCACAGUUGACUUUUUGAGAAGCUUGGAAUCUAACAUGUUAAACGAAUUGGCACUCAAGGGCUAUAAAGAUAUCAAGAAGGUCUUCCUUAGAGAAGAAACUGACAAGAUGACUUUCACCUCUGAAGGUCGUACCAAGACAAGUCAAUGGGUUUUGGAUACAGAAGGUUGUAAUUUAUUGGCUGUAUUGGCUCAUCCAAAAGUUGAUCAUACUACCACCGUAUCUAACGAUGUCAAUGAAAUUCUUGAUGUUUUGGGUAUUGAGGCAUGCAGAAAUGCAUUGAUGAGGGAAAUGAGAAAGGUCAUUGAGUUCGACGGUUCAUAUGUCAACUACCGUCACUUGGCCAUUUUGUGUGACGUCAUGACUCACAGAGGUAGUUUGAUGGCUAUCACUCGUCACGGUAUUAAUCGUAGCGACACUGGUCCAUUGAUGAGAUGUUCAUUCGAGGAGACUGUUGAAAUCCUUAUUGAAGCUGCUACAUUUGCUGACAUUGAUACCCUCAAGGGUGUAAGUGCUAACGUGAUGGUUGGUCAAUUGGCUCCAAUCGGUACAGGAUGUUUUGGCUUGUUUUUGGACGAAGAGUUGUUGAAGCAAGCUGUUGCAGUCAAACCAAUGUAUGUCAUGGAAACCACAGCCAAAUCUACCAUGUUUGGUUCUAUUGGUGUCUCAACACCUUAUCACACUGGAAUGGCAACACCUUAUCACUCAGUUUCAACACCUGGUUAUCAUGGAGUAUCAAGCCCUUGGACUUCAACUCCUGUGAGUAGAACUCCAUCUCCAGAGCACGGUGGCUUUAGCCCUUCACCUUACAACUCAGCAUUCUCUCCAAUUGCUGGUUCACCAACAUCACCUGGUCAUCAUGGAUAUUCACCAACUAGUCCAAGUGGUGGUUAUAGCCCUUCAUCUCCUGCUUAUUCACCAACAUCACCAAAUACUGGAGGCUAUUCACCAUCCUCACCUGCUUACUCACCAACAAGUCCAAGUUACUCGCCAACAUCACCAGCCUAUUCACCAACGAGUCCUGCUUAUUCUCCAACAAGUCCAAACUAUUCUCCUACGUCACCAGCAUAUUCGCCAACAAGUCCAAAUUAUUCUCCAUCGUCACCUGCUUAUUCACCAACAAGUCCUCGUGUGACCAGCCCAAGUUAUUCACCAUCGUCACCAGCAUACUCGCCAACAAGUCCAAGCUACUCACCUACAAGUCCAAACUAUUCACCAACGAGUCCAGCUUACUCACCAACAAGUCCAAGUUAUUCACCAUCAUCACCUGCUUAUUCACCAACGAGUCCAAGCUAUUCACCAACUAGCCCAAGUUAUUCACCAACGAGUCCUAGCUAUUCUCCAUCUUCACCUGCUUACUCACCAAAUCGUGAUGACAAUCAAUAA
Messenger RNA from Naegleria lovaniensis, 5355 nucleotides. RefSeq lists its product as uncharacterized. Gene Ontology annotation, molecular function: DNA binding. The transcript is spliced from 2 exons. The record is from RefSeq and is a predicted model, not a curated record. Bases 1 to 5355 code for a protein of 1784 amino acids. Gene Ontology annotation, cellular component: RNA polymerase II, core complex. Gene Ontology annotation, biological process: transcription by RNA polymerase II. NCBI's taxonomy places the organism in Eukaryota, Heterolobosea, Eutetramitea, Acrasida, Naegleriidae.